CCUACCCUCCAUUCAGUAAGAACAUGUCAUAAACUCGGGUCCUUGUACUAGUCUCAUUUAAAUUUGUGUCAUCUGAGUUCUAGCUAAGCCCUUUGGUUGACAAAUGAUGAAACUUCUCCAUGGAAAUCAUCAAUAUAGAUGCAUCUGUUUGAGCACUCCUUGAUAUUGAUUCAAGGACUUGAAUGGUUUCUAUCUAGGGUGCUAGUACUGGUUAUCUGGAGGGUCUAAAGAGAUUCAUGGAAGAGAGAUGAGUUUCAGAUGGAGUUAAAGCCCGUCCAAUCUCAGGCAUUCAUGCUCAUCAGAAAGGAAGUUAAUAUAUUGGCGGCUCUCCCAACGAGCUUUACAGGCCUAGAUUACACUCUAGACCACCACCAUCAGCUCAUGAAGCCACGACUCGGUGAGAAUUCCGGCGACGGCAGUGUGGGGAUGGUGGAUUACAUGCUCAACAAUCCUCCUCUACACCAACUGUCAUCUGGCUUCUGUAGUGCCACGUCUCUUGACAGACUGAGCUUCGCCGAAGUCAUGCAAUUCGCUGAUUUUGGACCCAAAUUGGCCUUAAACCAAGCCAAGAUAUCGGAUGACGAAAAUGGGAUCGACCCAGGAUAUUUUCUCAAGUUUCCAGUGUUGAAUGACAAGUUACAGGAUCAAAGUCUCUUGAUUCCUCCACCGACGACGGAGGAAGAGGAAGAGAGAUUCAAAAUGCCGAAUGCAGAAAGCAAAGUGACAGUGGCCGGAGAAGAGGAAGUAGAGGAAGAAGGUCGGGUUGUGUCUGAGAACAACUCGGUGCAGCUCCAUACUCCGGGAGGAAAUCUUCAGAAAAGCCCAGGAGCUGAGGCAAAGAGCCGGCGUAAGAGGCCCAGGACGGUGAAGACGAGCGAGGAGGUUGAGAGCCAACGUAUGACUCACAUAGCAGUUGAGCGCAACCGAAGGAAACAAAUGAACGAGCAUCUACGAGUGCUGAGGUCUCUCAUGCCGAGUUCAUAUGUUCAAAGGGGAGAUCAAGCAUCCAUUAUUGGUGGAGCCAUUGAAUUUGUAAGAGAACUGGAGCAGCUCCUUCAAUGCUUAGAAUCUCAGAAGCGGAGAAGACUAUAUGGGAGCGGUGAGGAACCUCCUAGACCCAUAGGCGAUUCUCCUCCACUAGCAAUUCAGCAGCCUCAGCUACCAUUCUUACCUCCUUUGCCUCUGUCAAACGACCAGAUGAAGCUUGUUGAACUAGAGACUGGACUCCGAGAAGAAACGGCAGAGAACAAAUCCUGCUUGGCCGAAGUCGAAGUGAAGCUCCUGGGCUUUGACGCCAUGAUCAAGAUUCUCUCUCAAAGAAGGCCUGGCCAGCUCCUCAAGACAAUUGCUGCUCUUGAAGAUUUGCAGCUCAACAUCCUCCAUACCAACAUCACCACCAUUGAACAAACUGUUCUCUACUCCUUUAAUGUCAAGGUUGCGAGUGAAUCAAGGUUCUCAGCUGAGGAGAUAGCGAGUUCAGUUCAACAGAUUUUCAAUUUCAUUCAUGCAAAUACCACCACCACCACCACCACCCCCACAACCACCAUGCAGUCUUGUUAAGAAGAUGGGUCUGUGUUUCUUCCAUUGAAUUGAAUUUUCAGUAUUUUUCCUUGUAUGAUCACAGGGGCUAGCUUACUGGGGUUGGAUGUGGGGGGCUUGUUUCUCAAAGGAAAUUCAAUUAAUUACUUAGUGAAAUAUAAACGCAGUUAGUUUACUUACUAAAUGGAAAUUUGCAAGCAACCCAUCUACCAAAACUAUGUGGAAGCGAUGGGCCAUUUUGUUUUUAGUGAGCAGAAUGGUGAAGGAGACAGGUUAUGUGAAUUAAAAUCUUGUAUGUAUGUGAGUUGGAGGUCAACGCGUAUGUACUUUGUUGCCGUGGGUUGACUUGUCAGGCAAAUCUUUGGUGGUAUUAGGCUGCAAUGUAUUGUACUGCACCAGGAUGGGCCCCCACUGCCCUUCAAUUUUGGAUUUUGUUGGGUUUAAUUUGAUGCAUGUCACGGCCCAUUCACCUGUCAAUUUGAAUGGAACAACCCAUCCAAACCACUGGUUAGAGAAAGGAAAUCUUGUUGGGAGACAAAGUCGUUUGUCCUAGAACCAUACGUAGCUGUUGCUGACUCCGGAAGAAGCCAAGUUAUGGUGGGUUACUCCUAAUUGAGUCACCACUAACCUUGAAGUCUAGGUGGUGGGGAGUUGACAUUCCUCCCAAGAGGCACAAUUAAGCAAGUUCUAGGGCUCCUAGUCCUAGU
This is a messenger RNA of Nelumbo nucifera (sacred lotus), 2246 nucleotides long. Its product is annotated as transcription factor FAMA-like. The record is from RefSeq and is a predicted model, not a curated record. Gene Ontology annotation, molecular function: protein dimerization activity; DNA-binding transcription factor activity. NCBI's taxonomy places the organism in Eukaryota, Viridiplantae, Streptophyta, Magnoliopsida, Proteales, Nelumbonaceae. Gene Ontology annotation, biological process: positive regulation of DNA-templated transcription; stomatal complex development; guard cell differentiation. Gene Ontology annotation, cellular component: nucleus.